AUGGUCGGAGUGUCGGUCAUUCUAGCAAUUGUAAUCGCUUCACGAAAUCUAGCGGCAUAUUCAGCGCUAGCGCUUCGCAAGGUGACAGCGGGCAAUUGCGGGGCAGAUCACACGGAACCCCAUUUUCCUUGGAUCGAAGCACAUACAGCACUAAAAAUGGGUUGCGGUGCUUCGGCGCCUGCGAAGCCCAAUUCCAGCAAGCGGGUAGCAGCAGCUGCCGCCAUCGCCGCGACCAAGCAAGAGCGCGACUACACGUCUUCAGCCAAGGCUCCUGAGGUUUGCAGUCGCGCUCCAUCAACAAAAGUAUCAUCUGGUCAAGCGUGUGCACCAGUGGACAAGUUGUUGAGGCCUCAGGACGCGUGCUCUUCCAGUAGAACCGGGAAGCCGCUGCGAGACGCGGAAGGUGGCGAUGUGGGUCGUCCUGCCCUUGGGGGAAUCAGUCGCCCCGGCAGCUGUGGUACCGGACGCGACACCGUUGGCGAUGGUGUCGUGCAUGUCGCCGCGGCAAAGACAGUUAUGCCCAGUGCUGGACGCGCGGAUACGGUGUAUGCGGGGAAAGGUGCGGCGGCAGGCGGCGACAAUGGCUGCAAGGGUGGUGUAGUUUGCAAUAAGCCACCCGAGGACGUGGUCGAGGCAGUGGCACCGGAUCGGCCUGCGAGCGUCGCCGGGAGGCCAAGCACUGCCGAAGGCGACCGGGCCGGCAUCGGCUGCGUCUUCCGCAGCGGCAGGGGGAGAGUCGAGGCCUUCUUCUGCAGGGCUAAAGUCGGGUCAUUUGGCGUACGCAGCCCCGCUGCCGCCCACCGACAGGCCGGCAUCGGCUGCGUCUUCCGCAGCGGCAGGGGGAGAGUCGAGGCCUUCUUCUGCAGGGCAAAGUCGGGUCUUCCUGCCUACGCGGCCCCGCUGCCGCCCACCGAUAGGCCGGCAUCGGCUGCGUCUUCCGCAGCGGCAGGGGGAGAGUCGAGGCCUUCUUCUGCAGGGCUGAAGUCGGGUCCUUCGGCCUACGCGGCCCCGCUGCCGCCCACCGAUAGGCCGGCAUCGGCUGCGUCUUCCGCAGCUGGAGGAGGAGAGUCGAGGCCUUCUUCUGCAGGGCUGAAGUCGGGUACUUCCGCGGCUGCUGCCGUACGGCUGACCAGCAGCAGGCCAGCAUCAGCAGCAUCUUCAACGGCCGUGCCGAAGCCACGUUCAGCCACAGAUCGAAGCCGCGGGAACUCUUUUGGACCAGAGGGAGACGAAGAUGAUGAAGCACCAAGGAGCCAGGGCGUGCAGGCUCCAAAGGCGACCCCUCUCGACCGUGCUGCCCGGGCCGGGUCGGAUAGCUGGCAAGAGCCGGACGAGAACAUAUUGGAUUCGGCGUCCAUGGAUUCGGCGUCCAUGGAAGCCGCGAUGACCACGGCGACGGCUCCCACAUCUCGCGCGGGUCGCGAGGGCGACAUGAAGGAGGUCGUUUCAAAGUCCAGGCGCAGGGCGGAGUCGAAGGAUCUGGGCAGCGAGUUGGCGACAGUGAUGGAGGGGGACGAUGGUUAUGGCGCAGAGGUCCCAGCGCCGCCGGCGCUCAGCCAGUCGAGGGCGGAUGACGAUGGGCCGCCCAGCGACGAGCUGGAUGCCGCCAGCGACACAGAGACUGGCACUGGAGAUGUGACAGCUAAGUGCAGUCAUGACUUGGGCAAGAGGCUGGAUCUCGAUGUCGCAGCAGUUGCAACGGUCACGGCUCCGAUACCGGCAGCAUCACGCGCGUCGUCCGCCAUUCAGCAGCGUCGUAGUGGUGAGGAGGGAGAGGACGACUGUGGUGGCAGCGACGCGGAGGUCACGGAGACUACGGAAGUGAUGCCCUUCGGUGGGUCUGGCGCGCCGAGCCGCAAGACUGCCGACCUGUUAGACUAA
This is a messenger RNA of Volvox carteri f. nagariensis, 1881 nucleotides long. RefSeq lists its product as uncharacterized. The record is from RefSeq and is a predicted model, not a curated record. The transcript is spliced from 6 exons. NCBI's taxonomy places the organism in Eukaryota, Viridiplantae, Chlorophyta, Chlorophyceae, Chlamydomonadales, Volvocaceae. The coding region runs from base 1 to 1881 and encodes 626 amino acids.